CACAUUUUUAUAUAUUUUUUCCCUGCAAAUUAUUUUUUAGAUCUCAGGGUUUCCAGAAGAAAAGAUCAAGGAGGAAUUAUCAAGAAUAGAUUCUUUUUCUAAAUGGCCACAACCUUGGCCCUUCAGACUGCAGAGAUGCAGGAGGGACCUCUGACAGUGAAGGUAAAGGAAGAAGAAGAGGGCCAUUCAUGUGGGCCAGAAUCAGGCCUGUCAAGAAAUAACUCUUAUACCACAGAGAUCUUUCGUAGGCGCUUCAGGCAGUUCUGUUAUCAAGAGACGCCUGGGCCCCGGGAGGCUCUUCGAAGACUCCGAGAGCUCUGCCAUCAGUGGCUGAGACCAGAGAUGCACAGCAAGGAGCAGAUCCUGGAGCUCCUGGUGCUAGAGCAGUUCCUGACCAUCUUGCCUGAGGAGCUCCAGGCCUGGGUGAGAGAGCACCGCCCUGUGAGUGGAGAGGAGGCAGUGACUGUGCUGGAGGAUUUGGAGCGAGAGCUGGAUGAGCCAGGAGAACAGGGCCUGACCAAUGCUCAUGAGCAAGAAGAGUUCCUAAAGGAAAAAGCAACUCUAGGAGCAGCGCAGGAGUCUUCAAGUGGCCAGUUCCAAACCUUGGAAGAGCAGCUUCCAUGUAAUUUGCAAGAGGUGUGCCCGGUUCAGGAGAUUGAUGGUGAGGCUAGGACUUGGAAUGUGGAGUUAGUCCCCAAAAGGGAGAUUUCUAAGGAAAUAAAAUCUCUUGUACAAGUUUCUGGAAAACUGAAUGGUGAUAUUACUCAGAUGCCUGAUUGUGGAGACACCUGUGACUGUGAGGGCAGAUUGGAAAGGCAACGGGGAAGCGCUUCAGCAGACAGACCCUAUAUCUGUGGCGAAUGUGGAAAAAGCUUCACCCAGAAUUCUAUCCUUAUCGAGCACCAGAGAACGCACACGGGUGAGAAGCCCUAUGAAUGUGAUGAGUGUGGGAGAGCCUUCAGCCAGCGGUCAGGCUUAUUCCAGCACCAGAGACUCCACACUGGGGAGAAGCGCUACCAGUGCAGCGUUUGUGGCAAAGCCUUUAGCCAGAACGCUGGGCUUUUCCAUCACCUCAGAAUCCACACUGGGGAAAAACCUUAUCAGUGUAAUCAGUGCAAUAAGAGUUUUAGUCGACGUUCCGUCCUCAUUAAACAUCACAAAAUUCACACUGGAGAGAGACCUUAUGAAUGUGAAGAAUGUGGCAAGAACUUCGUUUACCAUUGCAACCUCAUCCAGCAUCGGAAAGUCCACCCUGUGGCUGAAUUGAGCUAACACCUUGGAACAGAGUUUCUUUACCUUCAAAUCAUUGCCUUGAUCACCUAUAGUCUGGAGUUGAUCUCUGUUAACAAUGGAUGUGUUAUGUCUUAGCAUCAGCCUAAAGCACACCUACUACUGUAGUGAGCCAGUCUUCUGAGCUGUUUCACCCAGGAAUGGAUUCAGUCCAGCCCUUCUGGGCUGCUGAAGAACCAAAGAAAUGUCAAAUAGUUAAAAGAAUCUAGUCUGCACAGAAAGGGAGAUUCUGGCCAGGAGUUCUUUAGACAAAACUUCAGGCAGUUCUGCUGUGGUUAGUCACUUGGGCCUCAGAAGUCCAGCUCCAGGUUCUUUGCUGUCAGUGGCUGAGACCAGAGAUACACAGCAUCCUUGCUUGGAAUUACUGAUACUGGAACAGUUCCUGCUCAUCCUACUCAAGAACUCAAAGCCCGGGUACAGGCGUAGCUGGAGGUAUAGGAAGGAGGCUCUCACUGUACUGAAGAACUUGUGGAGGAAGCUGGAUGAUCCAGGAGGAAAGAUGAUUUAAUCAAAAUGGAGAAGAAGAAAGUGUUUCCAGAGCAGAAGAAAUCUGAAGAAAUAACAAACCAACAGGAAAACUCUGUCAGAUUUGAAGGCAGUAUUCCUCAGAACUUUGAUUGUGUAGAAGUCCAAAUGUAUAAGAGAGGACUAAGAAAAUAUCCAGAAAAUACCACAGUGCUGAAUGUGGAAUGACUUUCACUCAGAAUUCUGUUCUUAGCAUCAAAGAUUCACCCUGGUGAGAAAUUCUAUGAAUAUAAUAAGUAUGGAAAAGCCUUUACUCAAGCACAGGCUUCAUGAAAAUAAGAGAAUUUGCACUGGAGUUAGACGCACAAAUGUGAAGAAUACAUGGGAAAGGUUUAAGUGCAAACACUGGACUCAUUCCUCAUAAGAGAAUCCAUACUGGAGACAGACCACGUUUAUAUCUAACAAGUGCGACAAAGCCUUUGAUCAGUGGUCAGCCCUUAACCAGCACCAGACUCUUCACAGCAGAGAGAAAUGUUACCAAUUUAACAAGUAUGGUAAAGCUUAUAGUCAAAACACAAAGCUUUUUCAUCAUACCCGCAUUGGAGAGAAACCCUUUCAUUGUAAUCAGUGUAGCAGAAUUUUUCUCUUAACUUUUGUUCUUUAUUAAACACCAGAGAAUUCACUCAGAA
This is a messenger RNA of Lemur catta (Ring-tailed lemur), 2444 nucleotides long. RefSeq names its product zinc finger and SCAN domain containing 23 (gene ZSCAN23). The transcript has 5 exons. Gene Ontology annotation, biological process: regulation of transcription by RNA polymerase II. Lineage: Eukaryota; Metazoa; Chordata; Mammalia; Primates; Lemuridae. The record is from RefSeq and is a predicted model, not a curated record. The coding region runs from base 103 to 1272 and encodes 389 amino acids. Gene Ontology annotation, molecular function: DNA-binding transcription factor activity, RNA polymerase II-specific; RNA polymerase II cis-regulatory region sequence-specific DNA binding.